AUGUGGCUCGGAGACUUGAGGAAUGACCCUGAUGCUAGGGUAAAAGUGUUCCUAAAGAGGAUUGAGUGUAACAGGAAACUGAGAAAUCUGUCUCUGAAAACAAGAGAGAGGAGGUGGUGCGCGUGCAUUCGUCCAGUCACAGUUGGUGUUGUUUAAAAUAAAACGCCCACCGGAAGUGUUAGCAGCGUCACUGCCGAGGUGUCUGCAUCCAUGAUUACUAGCUUUAUGAACAUCUCAAGAAGAUUCUUCACGUUGAACUGCAGCUUGAUACGGUUUAAUCUCCUCCCAAACACUGCCCUCAACAGAAAACCUCAUUACCGAAAAGCAACCUUUGCUCAACAUUCUUCCAUUUGUCAUCCAUUUCGCAUCCCUGCUUCUGUUCUUUCUUCUCGUUUUUUCUCACACCCUCCUUCCUCCAUGGAUUUAAAGACAGUCCUGGAUGUUCUUGAGCGGCUUGCACCACUCUCCUUGGCUGAAUCUUGGGAUAAUGUUGGCCUCUUGGUGGAACCGAGCAAACAACGUCCAAUCAAGACGAUCGUCCUCACCAACGAUCUCACAGCUGACGUUAUGGACGAAGCUGAAGCGGCGAUGUGUGACCUCAUCGUUUCAUAUCACCCGCCUCUUUUCCGUCCUUUCAAGCGACUUGUACAGAAGGACUGGAAACAGCAAUUGGCCAUCAGAGCUAUAGAAAGCGGUAUAGCUGUCUUCUCUCCGCAUACGUCGUGGGAUAGCGUGAAAGACGGCCUGAAUGAUUGGUUGAUAGAAGGCAUAGGUAGGGGACAAGUGACGGUGUUAAGACAGGCUCUCUGUAGCGCAUAUCAAAAUCACAGACUGGAGUUCUCAGCAAAAAAUCAAGAGGAGCUUGAAAAAAUCUUGACUGAGUUGAGAAAGACAGAAAAUAGUGACACCUUUCAGUACAACAUACUUCGGACUGAACGAGAGCUACAGCAUGUGAUCCUGAACUGUCCCAGCUCAGAACUGACACCUGCUGUUCAGGUCAUAUUAGGAAAUGCUACAGCCAGCCAGUCUCUUAACAUCACACAGCCCCAGCAGCCACCGUUACUAGGCUGCGGUCAAGGUCGGCAUGCUGUGUUGGAUGAGCCGAUAUCUGUAGCUGAGGCGCUCCAGAGAAUGAAGAAACACCUCGGCCUGCCUUACCUUAGACUGGCUCUGGGAAAUCACAGAACAUUGGAUUCUGAAGUGAAGAGUGUAGCUGUGUGUGCUGGCUCAGGAGCUUCAGUCCUGCAGGGUGUGAAAGCAGACCUCUACAUCACUGGUGAGAUGUCUCAUCACGAGGUGCUGGAUGCUGUCUCUAAAGGCACAAGUGUGAUUCUGAGUGAGCACAGUAACAGCGAGAGGGGAUUUCUCACUGUGUUUAAGGAGCGUCUGUCUGCACAUCUUACAGACUCCGUCACCAUAAUCAUCUCAAAAAAAGACAAAGACCCUCUGCAGGUCAUGUGAUCGUAUUAUGUCAUGCUCAUCACACUGUGCAAAAAAAAGUUGCACCUUUUCAGAUAAGUACACUGCGAUUUCUGGAUUGCAAAAUGAUUAAAAAGAAAUAAACCU
Molecule: messenger RNA, 1566 nt
Organism: Clarias gariepinus (North African catfish)
Lineage: Eukaryota; Metazoa; Chordata; Actinopteri; Siluriformes; Clariidae
Gene: nif3l1
Product: NIF3 NGG1 interacting factor 3-like 1 (S. cerevisiae)
Exons: 8
Cellular component (GO): cytoplasm; mitochondrion
Source: RefSeq, a predicted model, not a curated record